This is a messenger RNA of Pseudophryne corroboree (corroboree frog), 7861 nucleotides long. It is a transcript of the gene PAPLN, whose product is annotated as papilin, proteoglycan like sulfated glycoprotein. The coding region runs from base 615 to 4271 and encodes 1218 amino acids. Gene Ontology annotation, molecular function: metalloendopeptidase activity; serine-type endopeptidase inhibitor activity. Gene Ontology annotation, biological process: proteolysis; extracellular matrix organization. Lineage: Eukaryota; Metazoa; Chordata; Amphibia; Anura; Myobatrachidae. Gene Ontology annotation, cellular component: extracellular matrix. The transcript is spliced from 29 exons. The record is from RefSeq and is a predicted model, not a curated record.
GGCUGUCCCAAGUCCCAUCUGUCUAGUGUUUCACUCUGAUUUCUGUUUAACCCUGGGCUACAAUAAAACUAGUGGAGUGGGUCCCACCCAGAAAGAAGCCUAUUGAGCUUCUGAAAAAGGCAAAACUAAAAGGGAAAAAAACACCUUUUCUGCAAAGUGGAAUCCAUUCUCAGCAAGAUUCUGUGUGAGCCGGCUGCUUUUCUUAUUUGUGCUGUGGACUUGGCUCUUUACAGUGAAAAAAGAAACUUUGCAGGCCAUAGAGGUGGAACAUAAGCUUACAUCUUUUUACUGGUGUACGCUGGAAUUAGAGGAGAAGCAGGAGCUUGGGAAGCUGUGAUAUUUCUGAUCCACUGGAGACAUAACAGCUGCUGUACAGAACUCACCCCCCUGGGCAGCCCCAAGUCAGUUUACCAACAUCUGGGACUUUUUUUUACUGGAUGAAGCCUCUUGUAUGACAGAAUAAGUCAGACAGAAGCCCAACAGCAAUGUUCUUCUGAACCUGACUAGCCUGUGAGACUGGGACUUGGCUCAAAGCUUGGCAUGAAACGGCCUGCCAGUCUGCAUGUUGGCGCACACACAGAGCUAAAGGCAAGCGUUUGGGAAGAGCCGGUAAAAUGAAGACACUACUACUGCUUGUCACAUUUACUCUGGUGCUGAAUUCCGCUUACUCAGCACGUAAGAAUAAAAGACAAAGUGAUUUCUGGGACAACUGGAGUGACUGGGGAGACUGUAGCCGUACCUGUGGUGGGGGUGUAAGUUUUAGAGAACGUCAGUGUUACUCUCGCAGGGCAGAUGGAGGAUCAAACUGUAUAGGACCAACCAGAAACUAUCGCUCAUGUAACGUGCAGGACUGUCCUGAAGGGUCCCGAGACUUCCGUGCUGAGCAGUGUUCAGAGUACGAUGGGAUGGAAUUCCAGGGGAAAAGAUACAAGUGGCUGGCUUAUUAUGGAGCAUCCAAUAAGUGCGAGUUAAAUUGCAUACCCAAAGGAGAGAACUUUUACUACAGACACAAGAUGGCUGUGCUAGACGGGACACCCUGCGAGCCAGGCAGAAGAGACAUCUGCGUAGAGGGGGUCUGCAAGACCGUUGGUUGUGAUAACGUACUGGAUUCAUCUAAAAGGGAAGACCGGUGUUUGGUGUGUGGAGGGGAUGGUAAUUCCUGCUAUCAGGUAAAAGGGUCGUACGAUUCAGCUACAAUAUCCAAAGGCUACAGUCAACUCUUCACCAUUCCAAAAGGGGCUACCAAUAUCCAAAUUAAGGAAGUUGCACCUACAAGGAAUUUCUUAGCUAUAAAGAAUGUGCGUGGGGAAUAUUACCUGAAUGGACAUUGGACCAUUGAAUAUGGCCGAGCCCUGCAUGUGGCCAGCACUAUCCUUCAUUACUAUCGAGGCUCUGAAGGGGAUCUAGCACCUGAAGUCCUGACAGCCAGAGGACCAACCACUGAACCUCUAGUUAUUGAGCUGAUAGGACAAGAGACCAACCGAGGGAUACAAUAUGAAUACUACCUGCCCAACCAGGGGGAGAUGGAUGACUAUCAGUGGAGUUAUGGCUCUUGGAGUGAGUGCAGUGCAGAGUGUGGGGGAGGCUACCAGUCCCGCUUGGUGUUCUGCACCAUAGAUAAUGAAGCAUAUCCAGAUGUUAUGUGCAGGGAUACACCAGCUCCACCGAACAACAGAACGUGCAGCACUCAGCCAUGUCCACAGACAAAGCGGAUGUCUUACGUACAUCAGCCGACCAUGUGGAGUCGUAUAGUGAACACAAAAAUGACCAGCUGGAAGGUUGGUGAGUGGGGGCCAUGUUCAGCCACAUGCGGUGGAGGCACUCAGGCUCGAUCAGUGUACUGCGUUUCAUAUGAAGGAAGAUCAUCUCAGCAGACGGUGAAUGACGCAGAGUGCUCCGCAUUCAUAGAGAAGCCGGCGACCCAGCAGGUCUGCAAUCUGAGGGCAUGUGCUAGAUGGAACGCAGGACCCUGGACUCAGUGCUCAGCUGAGUGUGGAGAAGGAAUUCAGAAACGGACGGUAACUUGCAGAACAGACACCGGGGCCAUUGUUCAGGAUACUGUCUGUAUGCUCCAGGUCAAGCCAUCGGAUAGCCAGCUAUGCUCUGGGGACAACUGUAUUCAGGAAAUCGGCUGGCACAUCGGAGAGUGGGGCCUGUGCUCGAAAAGCUGUAAUAAUGGCAUCAGAAAGCGCCAAGUGAUCUGCGCAGACAACGACCGAAACUUCCAUGAACCAGAGACGUGUGAAGCCUAUGAACCAGAGAGGCCAGCCGUUAUUGAGAGCUGUAACAUGCAGCCGUGCCACCUGCAGCAACAGGUCCCAAGCAUGCAAGACACCUGGGGCUAUGACAAUGCCGAACAGUUCUCUCUCACCCGAUAUAGGCAAGAGACUCCAACUCAUUCCCCACCUAAGAGAAAGGAAGAUAAUUUUAUUCCACCAAAUCCCAAUGGCUGCAGGCAGAGCAGGUUUAGCUGCUGCCCUGAUGGUGUGACACCUGCGCAGGGCUAUAACAAUGAAGGCUGUCCGAAUGAGAGGAACCCAAUAGCCGAUCAAUCAAUGCCUUCAGAUGAAUGCAGAACAUCACAAUAUGGAUGUUGCUUUGAUAACAUCAAUAGAGCCGCUGGUCCUGAUGGUGAAGGAUGUCAAAGUCAACCAAGUAACGGGUAUCCGACAAUGUGCAGCCUUCCCAGCGCCCUGGGGUCUUGCACAGAUUGGACCACUCGCUGGUACUUUGUGCCGGAUGUUGGAAAAUGUAAUCGGUUUUGGUAUGGCAGUUGCCAUGGUAACAAGAAUAACUUUGCAACUGAAGAGGAAUGCAUGAGCUCCUGCAAGAAAAUCCCACGGAGAACGACAGGUACCAUAGAGUAUAGGUACCGCAAGCGAGGAAUGAAAUGGGAUCGUAUGUCACAUGAACUCCCAGGGGUUGAUGAUGGAACACCUUUUGGAAUUGAACAAGGGGAACGACCUCAAGGCAUUGUCAGAAUCCUUGACCAAGACCCUGAAGGGCGUCUUCUCUCAGGACACGGACUGGAUGAGAGCAACAUGGGUUAUGGAGCUUCUAGACCAUCUGUACAGCAGAACCAAUAUGGAUCAUCGACGGAAGAUGGUUCCUCGUCCCAUCACUCCUCCAUUUACAGAAUUAUUUUGGACAAGGCAGAAUCUUCCGCUAUGGUGGCAUCAGUUGGACAGACAAUCCGUCUGCUCUGUAGAGUGAGUGAUUACCCUUUUCCUAGAGUGGAAUGGCAGAAAGAUGGAAGUACUGUGUCCUCUACAAGGCAUACGUACCAGUCAGACAACUCUUUAGUGAUCAGUCAUGUACGAGCUGAAGAUGCUGGUAGUUACAUGUGUAUGGUUUCCAACGGCAACCGCAGAGAAACACACAGAGUGCAGUUGGAAGUGAAUGGAAGGGAGUCAAAUGGAGGGCAAAGAUCGCAUGAUGCUGGCAACGCAGGCAGACCGUUUAAUGAAAACAUAAGGAGGACGGAGUCUUCUGCUGCUCAGAUAUCGAGAGAUACCCCGCACAACAGUCGCACUGUGAACUCAGGAAGAAGGACAUCAUCAACAGACCUCAUGGUAUUGGAAGCAAAUCUUGGUCAUCGAGCAAGACUUUCUUGUCACUUAGAAAUAUCUCCAAGCACUACUGUGGAAUGGCAAAAAGAUGGGAUGCCAUUGCCUUCAGCUAGGUAUAGGAAUCAAGCAGAUGGUUCUCUUGUCAUAAGUCGCGUGAGCUCUGAAGAUUCUGGAAUCUACACAUGCGCCACUACAACUGGACCACGCCGCGAAUUCAGACACAUUCAACUGAACAUCAGAGGGGAGCUGAAAAUCACUGAAGCACCCAGUGGAGUUGCGGUGCAAGAGGGGGAAGACGCUUCUCUGAGAUGUGUGGUGAGAGGUGACAAUGUCAACGUUCAGUGGUCAAGGAAUGGUGUUCCCGUGCAGCCAGAUGGACGUCACACCUAUGUGUCUCAUGACGGCAACUUGAUCAUAAGGAACACCAAGGCUGCAGAUGAGGGAUCCUAUACAUGCAACGCAUAUAGCGGCACUCACUCAGUUAGUGCCAGUGCAGAAGUCAGAGUGCACAGGCAAAAGCCAGUGGCAUCCGCAGUUCAAAACAUGAAUACCGACAGUGAAUGCAUUGACCGUCCUGAACUGGCUAAUUGUGACCUUAUUGUUUAUGCUCAACUUUGUGCCAAUGAAUACUACAACAGCUUCUGCUGUGCCAGCUGCUCUAAGCACCGCUCAGAACGCAGGCACAGGCGACACAGAGGCUGAGAGAGACUCGGAAAGAUGUCUGUAGUGCGUAAAUGACAACGAGAAAACUGGAAUGACUAAGGACCUUUUUAGAUCUGUGAUUUAACAAUCAACAAAACAUAAGCUGGGGUUGAAAUGUUAUGUAGGUCACUGUAAGAAAGUAAAAGGCGAAUGUAAAAAGCAUCUAAAAUUGUCACUUUACCAGCUCCCCCCACCCCCCGCCAACAGAUAAAUUAUUUGUCAAGGUUAGUGAUUGGUCAGUCUAAUACUCACCUACAAGAAUGAUAUGACGUCAUAGCAUCUGAGACUCAUCCGUGGAAUGUUACCCACCUGUGACAGGACAGAAACACUGAUACAGAACCCCUAUAAACCAGUCAUGCAUGAAUUUAUUCUAUAGGAAUUAUAAUUAGCUAUUUGUUUAUAUUUGUGGGGCACUGGUCUUUGAUGCAGUAUAUUUGUUUUAAUGGGUCAGUUUUAUUUUCAGAUCUACAGUAUCGUUUUGCACCCAAAACUAACUUACAUCAAGGUGUAUUAUAACAAAGUUAGGUUAGAUGUUUUUUGGCACCUGUACGAGUAAACCCAAGAAUUCAUAUUUUGCUACAUUUUAGUAUAACAAACUAUGGGGUAUAAGAUAUGUCAUUAACAAACGUCUCGGUCUGAGUAAUGGUUAAUAGAAAAUUCCAAUCUUUUUAUUUUUUUCAAACCUAUAAUCAUUAGAAUUUUUUUUUUGCGUAUUUCAUACCUACUACAGUACUUAACAACAAUAAAACAGAAGGAAGAAAAGUGUCAAGAAUACAACAUAUAAAUGGAUUUACUGAGAAAGAUAAACUGACAGAGAAUUGGAUGAAAUAUCACUAAGUUAAUUGUUAAAAAAAAGGGCAAAAACUCAAAAACAACUGAAAAAUAAAAAGGCCUAUUGCAGAUAACUCAGAACUGAAAUUCUUUUUAUGUAUACGAGACAUUUAUAUUAAAAUACUGGAACGACCCAACCAAUAAAACAGAUCGUUUUGCAGUUCGACUUAAAUGUAAUUUUACAUUUGCUAAUUAUAUGUUUGUAUAGCAAAGAGAAACAUUAUGAGCGAAUGUUAUAGGUGUAAGCACAAAAGUCUAACUAUAAAAAAACAUAUUUAAGGACUAAAAAUAUGGUUGUGGAAUAUAUUGUUCUUUGUAUGUUGAUAUGUUAAAGAUAAGAUAUUGCUUAAUUAUAAGUCGUUCUUAUAGAAAAUGGUAUUUUAUAAUAUUCACACUGUAUAUGUGUAAAACUGUGUACAAGUUGAUGAAACUAUAUAUCCUUUAUUAAGAGUGUCCAUAAAUGUUAAGAAAAACAAAAACAAAACUGGGACCCCCACAGCCUGGGACCCCCACAGGAUAUUUGGUGUAAUCAUAAAAUGCACUCUUUUUUUUUUUGCGGGGGGAAUAUCAAAUACUGUAGAACAGAUAUAGAAAUUGAUUUGGUUAAAUUAAUUCAAUGGCAUUUGAAGAAUAUCAUAAAAAUUCCAUGUAGAGAACCCAAAACAGUUUGAGGAAUUCCAAGAUAAAUUUAGGGCUUUAUUCAGGUUUGUUAGCAAACUAAAAAAGCACACUAAUGGGCAGAACCAUGUGCACUGCAGGUGGGGCAGAUGUAACAUGUGCAGAGAGAUUUAGAUUUGGGUGGGGUGUGUUACACUUCAAACUGAAAUCUAAAUUGCAGUGUAAAAAUAAAGUGGACAGUAUUUGCCAUGUACAGAAACAAAAUAACCCACCCAAAUCUAAAUCUCUCUGCACAUGUUACAUCUAACCCCACCUGCAGUGCAGCAUGGUUUUGUCCAUUCGUGUGCUGAAUAAGAGGGUUAUCUCUUAGUACGUGAAACAGAGAAGAUACACUGCCUUGAUUUCCUACUUAAAUGCUUUUGCUUGCAUCAUUAAAUAUUCAGCAAUUUAGUUACACCAGUUUGACUUCAUAAUAGUAUUUUCUGAUCACACUACUUCUACUAGAUGCUUAAGAAUACAUGUAAAAUAUGUACUACUUGUCUUUGCCAUAAUGAAGAUUAAUUGCAAUAUUUCAAGGUUUAGCAAACAAUGGUGGAAUAGAUCAUUAGCAAAAGUUAGGCUGUUUGCACAAACCAAUAAUACUACAGUAGACCUGCCCUCCUAUUUAGCGUACUUACCACCGUGUGUGUAUCUUUCUAUACUGGUAAAUGUCAAAGCUCUCAUAUUAUUACACAACAGUGCAUUAGUCUGUUCAGUAUCAUUUUUGGACAGGUACACAUUUGGUUAAAUCCUCCUCUCUCUUUGCACUCUACUUGGAGAAAAAGCCUGGUUUCAGACGCAAACCUCAAAUAAAUUUUGGUUUGCACUUGACUGCCUUGCUUUACACAUUGAUUAUAUUGCAUUAAAUCUCACUUGACCAACUGUGGACAUCAGGACAGAUUUUGUGCCAUAUAAAAGUAUGUAAUUAAAUUGAAACAAAAUAUUUUAUUCCAAUAUGUAUUUUUUUUUAAAGCUUUAUUUGCAAUCCUUAUUAGAAAAAGUGUAACUUCCCAUGUAUUUGCCACAAUAGCUGAUUUAGUAAUUAUCUUCUGUUGCUAUAUGUGGAUGGAUCUAUGUAUUAAUUAGGGAAACCAGGGUCAUAUCUGAUUAUCGCCCCCACUUACUGCAGAUAUGGUCUAGAGCAUGGGCCUUCAACCUGUGGCCCUCCAGCUGCUGUGGAACUAUACAUCCCAGCAUCCCCUGCCACAGUUUUCUAUUAAGGUAUGCUAAAACUGACGCAAGGCAAGCUGGGAUGUGUAGCUCCACAACACCUGGAGGGCCGCAGUUUGAAGACCCAUGUCCUAGAAAAACUUUAAGGUGACCUUAAGGUGUGUACACACGCUGAAAUUUCUCCUUACGAUUUUGACUAUAUAGUCAAAAUCACAAGGAAAGUUAGUGCAAAUCGCAAGGUGAGAUAGACUGUGCAGGCAUAUCAAUCUUGACUAUAUAGUGUACUACCUAAUACAAAGUACAGUCAAAAUUAGCACUUAGUCAAAAUCAGUGCUUCUGGGCUCUGGGGGAGUUCCAGGGAAAUCGCAUAGUCAAUAUCUCACCGUGUGUAUGCACCAUUAGUCUUACAGAUUGAGAGGCUAGAUUAGUGACCACAGGAGGAAGUUUCAGAGGCACUGUUUGUAGGCUGACCAGCUGGAUUCUUUGGAGCCCAAUUAUGGUGGAGACUGACAGCCGAGUGCCCAUUUAAACAUUAAAGAACGCUAUAAGGGGAAAGUGUUAAACAACGAUAAAGGUCACUGGAAAAUCAGUAGCGGUGUGAGCAUUAAGUUGCAUUAAGGAGGAGGUCUACAAGGAAAGUAUGGGGUAUGGUCUACCAUGGCUGUAUAACUGUGACCCCAACAAUCUCCACUAUUAUAUAUUAUACUAACUGUAGAAUCAAAAUAGAAUGCUGGUAAUUUUUAUUAUAUAGUUGGCUAAUUAAGUAUAUUUUUAUGUAAACUAAAUAUGGGGCAGACAAUAAGUAUGUGCUAUAUAUUGAAGUGUUGGGGAAUAAAUGUAUAAAAUGAUGCAGUUCUGUUUUAUUGCAUAAUGCGUUUCCCCCCUUUCCAAACAUAUUCUCUAAGCUUAAAUAAACAUGACUGUAAAUACAA